This is a messenger RNA of Penicillium macrosclerotiorum, 1377 nucleotides long. RefSeq names its product KilA-N domain-containing protein. Gene Ontology annotation, cellular component: nuclear membrane complex Bqt3-Bqt4. The coding region runs from base 1 to 1377 and encodes 458 amino acids. Lineage: Eukaryota; Fungi; Ascomycota; Eurotiomycetes; Eurotiales; Aspergillaceae. The record is from RefSeq and is a predicted model, not a curated record. Gene Ontology annotation, molecular function: DNA binding. The transcript is spliced from 5 exons. Gene Ontology annotation, biological process: mitotic telomere tethering at nuclear periphery; meiotic attachment of telomere to nuclear envelope.
AUGUCGCGACCUCUCCCGAAAAAGAACAACCCGCUGAUCCUCGCCGACGCGGCUCCUCCUUCCAACCGUCAUGGUCGCCGAUUGCUAAUCCUUCGGUUUUUUUCGCUCGCGAUCAUAGAUGAGGAUCUUCUUGCGCGUCGUCGGCUGGGCAAGACUCACCUAUCUGUGAAGCCCGGUCAAAUCGGCACAUCCAAUGCGACCAAGCCGGAGAACCUAGGGUUAUUCGAAUAUGCCCACCUGCGUGCCCCCUUACCCCGGGACCUGAAGGGAUCGGAGAUCUUCCCUUCUCACACUCCAGCACAGCACCCGGAAACAUACUUCUUGAUGCGGAGAAGUAAGGACGGCUUUGUUAGCGCCACUGGCAUGUUCAAGAUUGCUUUUCCCUGGGCCAAGGCUGAGGAAGAGAAGAUCGAAAGAGAGUACUUGAAGUCACGCGAGUUCACUAGUCAAGAAGAGGUUGCUGGCAAUGUAUGGAUUUCUCCACAGUUUGCACUCGAGCUAGCCAGAGAAUACAAGAUGUAUGAUUGGGUUCGCGCCUUGUUGGACCCCACCGAUAUUGUUCAGAGCCCAACCAGCGCUAAGAAGCAAAUCACCCCGCCCCCGAAGUUCGAGCUGCCGAUGGAUGAGCCAGGUUCCCAGCGCAGCCGCAGCCGCCGGUCGGUUUCACCGAGCAAAAAGUCCGUUUCGCCUCGCAAGUCUCGACAAGCCCGUUCUGCCAAGGAUGUUCUAAGCACACCGUCCACUACUGCUGCGAAUGAUAACUUGCAAAAAGCUCUUGAUUUCACGGCCUCCAUGGAAACCUCGGAGAAGAGCCCCAGUUCGGCGAAGACUGAGGAGACAGAAGUGAAAGCCAACGGGUCACCAGAGAAGAAGACUAAGAGUCGCAAGUCCAAGAAGGCCGGUGCCGAGGCCGAAGAGGAGAAGGAAGAAAAGCAAGAAGACAAGGAUGAGAAGAAGUUGGAUAAGAAAAAGAAGAAGGAAGCCAAGAAAGAAAGCGAGGCGGAAGUGACUGCCACUUCCGAUGUAACUGAAGAUACCAAGACCACGACUGUGUCCCUUGACAUCCCUAUCAGCCUUCCUGAAGUUCCCUCUGUCGAGGAAACCCAGGAGAUGAUCGCCAAGGCUAAGGAGAUGGUGGAGGCAGCUGUGAAGGCUCAAGGAGCCGAAGACGGCUCAGCAGGAUCGUCUGCUGCUAAGGCAACGAAGAAACGCAAGCCCGUGGAGGAAGAUGAUGAGAGCUCCGCAGAAGCCGCUCAACGAGUGAAGAAGGCCAAGGUUCUAGAGGACAAGCUCAAGCGUGAGCGAGUGCGCAACCGUGCUCUGUUCGGCGUUUCUGCGGCCUUUGCUCUUGCUGCCUCUAUUCCUUAUUUCUUCUAG